Funneliformis caledonium is the source of this 1115-nucleotide messenger RNA. NCBI's taxonomy places the organism in Eukaryota, Fungi, Glomeromycota, Glomeromycetes, Glomerales, Glomeraceae. The record is from the annotation of a GenBank genome assembly.
AGAUGCCGAAAACGCCCUCGCUAAGGAAAAUUAUGAUGAAUGUAUUGAUUUAGUAUCUAAGGCUAUAAUAAUUUCACAGCGUUCGGGUCAAUUAAGGUUAAUGAGGGCGGAAUGCCAUUUGGCAAAAGGCGAAAUAGAGGAAGGCGUCAGAGAUUUAUCGUCAACUUCACAACUGAAUCCAAACAAUUUAGAUCUCUUGGUCCGUCUCGCUAAACUUAAUUAUUUUACAUUGUAUAAUCCUGUACAAUCAAUACAAUAUGUUAAACAAUGUACAAGAAACGAUCCAGAUAAUAAAAUAUGUAUAAAACUUAAUAGAAAAAUUAAAAAAUUCGAAGAUGGUGUAGAAAAGGUUUCAAAAGAUAUUGAAGGACAAAGAUUCUUAUCAGCUACUAAAAAGUUAUUCGGUACAAAAGAAUCUAAAGGUCUUAUUAAAGAAGUUGAUGAAGAAUUAAUAACAUUAUCGGAAGGUAGACAAAAGAGUGAAUUAUUAACUAAAUUAUAUGGUUGGGCAUGUAAAGCAUUCGGCGAAGCAGCAAAACGAGAGACGAAGAACAAAGGCAAAUUAUUUAAAGAUGCAUGUAAAUGGUGUAGUGAGACAUUGAAAUUCGAUGAAAGGAAUGCAGAGGCUUUGAUAUAUCGUGGUGAAGCAUAUCUAAUGGAAGAAAAUUAUGAGGGAGCAAUGGAAGAUUUUAAGAAAGCACAUGAUUUAACACAAGGACAAGAUGAUCGAGCAAAAGUCGGAUACCAAAAAGCAAGCCGUAUGCUUAAACAAUCAAAGAAAAAAGAUUAUUAUAAAGUGUUAGGAGUAUCAAGAACGGCAAGUAAAAAAGACAUUAAAAAAGCUUAUAGAAAAUUAGCUCAAGAAUGGCAUCCUGAUAAAUAUAAGGGUGAUUUGACACCCGAUCAAGUUCAGGCUAAAAUGUCUACUAUUAAUGAAGCUUAUGAAGUAUUAAAUAAUGAUGAAUUAAGAGCUAAAUUCGAUAACGGAGAUGAUCCAAAUGAUCCAAAUGGUGGAGGACAACCAUUCUUUUAUAAUGAUAAUAAUCCGUUUAUGCAAUUCACUGGAGGAUUUCAAUUUAGUGGAUUUCCUUUUGGAGCUUCUGAAGGUGGCGAAG